This is a messenger RNA of Apiotrichum porosum, 1398 nucleotides long. RefSeq lists its product as uncharacterized. The record is from RefSeq and is a predicted model, not a curated record. NCBI's taxonomy places the organism in Eukaryota, Fungi, Basidiomycota, Tremellomycetes, Trichosporonales, Trichosporonaceae. Bases 1 to 1398 code for a protein of 465 amino acids. Gene Ontology annotation, molecular function: carbohydrate:proton symporter activity. The transcript is spliced from 7 exons. Gene Ontology annotation, biological process: carbohydrate transport; transmembrane transport. Gene Ontology annotation, cellular component: membrane.
AUGUCGUCCUCGUUCAACGGUGUCCCAAACAACAGCAACCCUGUAUUUCCCCCGUCUUCGCGACUCGAGCACGCUUGGUACGACCAGCGCUGCACAGUUCCUUCCGGGCCUGAUUGCUCCCUUGAUCGUAUCCAACACCGGUUUGGUCGCAAGAUUCCUCUUACCCUUUCGCUUAUCGGUAUCAUCGUCGGUGCCGUUAUUCAGUGCACCAGUAGAUCCUUGGGCCAGUUUAUCGCGAGCCGAGUGAUCGUUGGCAUGUUUGGUCAAAUCGGUCUGCCUGUAGGGUCUGCUCUACUUGUCGAGAUUGCUCACAUUAUUGCUUCCUGGACGACAUACGGCACCCUCAUGCACUUUCCCACUUCCUCGUGGUGCUGGCGCCUUCCGUCACUCCUUCAAGCACUCGUACCGGCACUUAUCGUGGUGCCCACAUUGAUUAUGCCCGAGUCGCCACGCUGGCUUGUAUCCAAGGAUCGGGUCGCCGAUGCCCAGCGCGUUCUCGCCAACCAGCAUGCGAAUGGCGAUUUGAACGACCCACUUGUCGUUCAUGAAUUGCAAGAGAUUGAGGCUGCUAUCGCCGAAGAACGAAGCAUUGGCGGCGGAUCGCCGGGCUGGGGCGACUUUUUCCGCACCAAGGGCAACCGCUGGCGUCUCCUCAUUCUUAUCCACGUCGCGGUAGGCGCCCAGUGGAACGGUGUCGGCAUCGUGUCGUACUACCUGGUCCCCGUCCUCGCCAGUGUGGGCAUCACGACCAGUGCCGACCAGCUCCUUGUUACCGGAGGCAUGGCGAUCAGUAACUUGUUCUUUGCGUUCGCAGGCGCCUUCAUGGUGGAGCGAAUGGGUCGACGCAAGCUGUGGAUGCUCUCGACCGGACUGAUGCUCGUCACCUUUACGAUAGUGACGGCACUCUCGGGCGUGUUUACCAAGACACAGAGCCCAGCGGUCGGCGGCGCCGUUGUGGCCUUCCUGUACCUGUACUAUGGGGCAUACGACAUUGCCUGGACGCCACUCACCAUUGCGUACCCAGUUGAGGUGCUGCCAUUCUCCCUUCGAGCAAAGGGCAUGUCGCUAUGGUCCUUCUUCGUCGCAGCAGCCCUUUGCGUCAACAACUGGGUCAACCCUAUCGCACUUGCGCGCAUCGGAUUUUGGUACUAUAUCGUCUUCCUUGUUGUGCUCGUGUACCUCCUCUUCAUAGAAUACUUCUUCUUCCCAGAGACUAAAGGCCUCACUCUCGAGGAGGUAGCCAUCCGAUUUGAUGGUCACGACGAUGGCGCCGUCACCCAAGCGAACGGCAGCUUCCAUAGCCGCGAGGACCAGAAAGUGGAGCUGGAGCACGACGAGACUGUGCCGAAUAACCUGCCCAAGUCGGCCGCUGACUGUGUAUUGGCCAAAGUCUCCUGA